GUUUACUUAUCACAAAGACACUAUGAUGAAUAAUAAGACAUACACUGUAUUUACGCUCAUCGUAAUACAAGAAUUCACACAAGCACUUAAGUGCCCAAUGCCGUGCACGUGUCAGAGUUCACCAGAAACACCUCAGGAGAUCCCUGUCAUCUGUAAAGAGGCAGCAUUGACGGAAAUUCCAUAUGACUUCAACGUCUACACAAGAGUGUUUGAUGCUUCAUUCAACAGCAUCACAGCGUUAAAGAACAACACGUUAGCUGAGAACUGUCUAUUGGUGAAGGUACGUUCUCUCAAUUUCACGCAUAAUUUAAUUGCUUCAAUUGAAGUACUUGCAUUCAACGGUUUAACUCACCUAAAUGAAUUGGAUUUAUCAAACAACAAACUUACUACUCUACACCCAUCGACGUUUAGUUACGCCAGAGAAUUAACAUAGCUCAGUCUCUCUAACAACAAAAUGUUGAAGUUACCAGGGAACGGACACAUCAUAGAAACGCCAAAUUUAAGGACUUUAGAAUUGAGUUCCUGUAAUUUAGCCCAAAUAUCCAAAGAUGCAUUCGGCUGUGCGCCAAAUCUUGAAUACAUUAGACUGGAUAACAACAAAUUUGAAACUCUGAACAUCAGUGUAUUUACAGAAAUGUUACCCGAUCAACAGCUGAAUAAAGGAUGUUAUGCUUCUGGUAGAACUCUCAACAAACUAUCCUAUGUUAAUAUAUCAGCAAACCCCUUUAAAUGUAACUGCCAGUUUUAUAAAAUGAGAAAAUUACUCGAAAAACGUAACACAAAAUUUGAAUUACAAUCUUUAUGUGACAAUGCAAAAUACGACAUAAAUAACGACUGUGGUUAUAAAGAAAUAAAGAAGCAAAAUGAAAUAACUUCAGUGAAAUCAGAAGUAACCGUAAGUGUCGUCACAACAAAUGGAACUACAGCAAAAAGUGAACCAAAAACACAAAAUGUUUCCGAAAUUUCUAUGUACGUGGCAGAAGAUAUUACAACAGUGCAAAAUACGACAUAA
This is a messenger RNA of Zootermopsis nevadensis, 1012 nucleotides long. Lineage: Eukaryota; Metazoa; Arthropoda; Insecta; Blattodea; Termopsidae. The record is from RefSeq and is a predicted model, not a curated record.